AUGAAUCUGACUUGCCUCCAUGACUGCAUUUCAGUGCAAUUUUAUCCAACAUCGUUGGCCAUCAGAAUGGGAGGAAAAGUAGGAAAGGAGACAAACAGCGAUGAUGGCAUGUCAGCACACAAAACUAUCUACGAUUUUACGGUUAAGGAUGCCAAUGGUGAAGAAGUCUCUUUGAGCAAAUAUAAAGGAAACGUGGUCAUUGUGGUCAAUGUAGCAUCGCAGUGCGGCUUUACAAACAAUCACUACACAGAGCUGAAACAGUUACAAGACAAAUUUUACGAUCAGGGCUUAAGGAUUGCUGCUUUCCCUUGCAACCAGUUUGCUGGUCAGGAGCCUUCAUGCGAAGCUGAUAUCAAAAAAUUUGUCAAGGAGACAUAUGACUACGAGCCAGACCUUUAUGCGAAGGUUAACGUCAAUGGAGACAAAGCCGACCCAUUCUGGACAUUUUUGAAGACAGAGCAAGGGGGCACGCUGAUCGAUGCCAUCAAAUGGAACUUCACCAAGUUUUUAAUCAACCGCAAAGGGCAUGUAGUUAAGAGAUUUGCUCCCACCACCUCUCCUAUGGGAAUGAAGGCAGACAUCGAAUCACUGCUCGAAGAAUCUCCAUGA
Cylicostephanus goldi is the source of this 609-nucleotide messenger RNA. Lineage: Eukaryota; Metazoa; Nematoda; Chromadorea; Rhabditida; Strongylidae. The record is from the annotation of a GenBank genome assembly.